This is a messenger RNA of Oryzias melastigma (Indian medaka), 940 nucleotides long. Its product is annotated as cytochrome b-c1 complex subunit Rieske, mitochondrial. The record is from RefSeq and is a predicted model, not a curated record. Gene Ontology annotation, cellular component: membrane. Gene Ontology annotation, molecular function: 2 iron, 2 sulfur cluster binding; quinol-cytochrome-c reductase activity. The transcript is spliced from 2 exons. The coding region runs from base 99 to 821 and encodes 240 amino acids. Lineage: Eukaryota; Metazoa; Chordata; Actinopteri; Beloniformes; Adrianichthyidae. Gene Ontology annotation, biological process: mitochondrial electron transport, ubiquinol to cytochrome c.
GUUUCUGGUAAGACACAUUAAAGUGUUGCGCACAACAGUUCCCUACGCAAGGUCGCGUCCCCAAACUAAGGGGUUGAAGUUUCUCUUUUCGGGUAAAGAUGAUGUCCUCACUGGUUCGGCCCGGAGGAUUCUCUCCCUACUUCCAAGCAACCAAACACGGAGCUAAGAGCCUGCUGUUCCCCGGAGCCGCGGAGCGUCUGCCCGCUUUGGCUCCUGCAGCAACUCGCCUGGCCCACACAGACAUAAAGAUCCCCGACUUUUCAGACUACCGCCGGCCCGAGGUCUUAGACCCCAACAAGUCCUCCCAGGAGAGCAGCGAGGCAAGAAGAGCCUUCUCCUACCUGCUGACCGGAGCUACUACUGUUGUCGGCGUGUACGCAGCCAAAACCGUGGUCACCCAGUUCGUCUCUUCCAUGAGCGCAUCAGCUGACGUCCUGGCCAUGUCCAAGAUUGAAAUCAAGCUGGGCGACAUCCCGGAAGGGAAAAACAUGACCUUCAAGUGGAGGGGGAAGCCUUUGUUCGUUCGCCAUCGCACGGAAAGGGAGAUUGCAGCCGAGGAGGCCGUAAAUCUGGCAGAGCUGCGUGACCCCCAGCACGACAAAGAUAGAGCGGUCAAUCCAAAGUGGGUCAUUGUGCUUGGCGUGUGCACCCAUCUGGGUUGUGUGCCCAUCUCUAAUGCUGGAGACUUCGGCGGGUACUACUGCCCCUGCCACGGCUCCCACUACGACGCCUCGGGAAGAAUAAGAAAGGGACCCGCCCCCCUCAACCUGGAGGUUCCUUACUACGAGUUCCCCGACGAUGACACAGUGGUGGUGGGAUAAAGAGCUGUAUAGUUUCCUCCUUAAAGGGUAACCAAACCCCAAAUCACCUUUUUUGGCUGUUGACCUCUAUAAAUGGGGCUUUGAAAAUGCUGUCUGUUUCAUUUUUAAAAAUAUUGUCA